Leptopilina heterotoma is the source of this 1330-nucleotide messenger RNA. RefSeq lists its product as uncharacterized. The transcript has 3 exons. NCBI's taxonomy places the organism in Eukaryota, Metazoa, Arthropoda, Insecta, Hymenoptera, Figitidae. The coding region runs from base 143 to 973 and encodes 276 amino acids. The record is from RefSeq and is a predicted model, not a curated record.
GUUAUUUUGUUUACAAAAGUGGCGCCCCUGAUUCUAUCUCUGAUUUUGAACAAACACACACACAUACAAAUUUCCACUCUUCUCGAGAAUUUCGUCGUAGCAGUUUGUUUCUUAUUUCUUUGAAAAAAUUAUAAUUUACAAUAUGUCAGAAAUUUUGAACGCACAGGCGGCGGCUCAAAGUCAGAGUAGUCAAAAUUUUCAAAAUAUGGGAAACUUUCAGAAUUUGCAAAAUGCUGAAAAUUUGCAAAAUGUGGCAAAUGUGCAAAAUAUUGAACAGAACAUGCAAAAUGUUCAAAACAUGCAAAAUGUUCCAAAUUUGCAAAAUUUGCAAAAUAUUCAAAACAUGCAAAUUCUUCACAACAUUUUAAAUUCAGAAAAAAAUGUUUAUCAAUUUAAAAUCGUUCUGAAGGGAAUAAAGCCAACAAUAUGGCGAAGAAUUCAAGUUCCAGAGGAUUAUACUUUUUAUCAAUUGAGUGAUGCUAUUCUAAACGCAAUGGGUUGGGCUGGUGGGCAUCUUCAUGACUUUAAAAUGAAAAAUCCCGAAACUGGCGGUCAGGAAACAAUUGGCGAAGAUCCCGAUAUGGAAAAUUCAUGUACGAGUCUCGAUGAGAAGGAAACAAAAAUUAAAGAUUUUUUUAUCAACAAAAAAAGUAAGGCACUGUACUCAUACGAUUUUGGAGAUGGCUGGGAACAUGAUGUGCAGUUGAUGAGAAUAGUGCCUGCUCAACCGGGAAAAGAAUACCCUGUGUGCAUUGCCGGGAAACGCGCUUGUCCCCCCGAAGAUUGUGGAGGAACGGGCGGUUAUCUGGAAUUGUUGGAGAAAAGAGCAAAGCCAAAGGCGGAGCGCACAGAGGAAGAAAAUGAGGAACUCGAGUGGUACCACAUGGACGACGAUUUUGAUCCCGAGGAAUUCAAUCCCAAAGAAGUUGAUUUCAGCGUCUUUGACUUUUUCUCAAUAUUUGGAAUGAGAUAAACAAAAUUAUUAAGAUUAAAAGAUUUCCAAGUGGAUUAUUAUUUUAUUUUUCGACAACAGAAUUUAUUACUAUUAUUAUUACAUUCAACGCCAAGUUGCUUUGUGUUGAUUUUAUCUUACCUUUUUUUUAAACUAGUUUAUUUCAAAACUAGUAUUUACUAAUAUGACAGAAUUUAAAAUUAUUCCUUUUUAUUUCGUCGUUGUCUCUAAAUCUUGAGUUUAUUAUUAUUAUUAUUAGUGAAUAGGAAAAAUAUUCCAAAGAUACCUAACAAUGUUUCUCGUUUUACGUAUUAAGUAUUAUUUAUCUAAUUUUGUAAUAAAAUUAAAAUGAAAAUAAAUAAAAUUGUUUUAUUAUUA